Molecule: messenger RNA, 1410 nt
Organism: Eutrema salsugineum
Lineage: Eukaryota; Viridiplantae; Streptophyta; Magnoliopsida; Brassicales; Brassicaceae
Exons: 9
Coding region: 79-1179 (366 amino acids)
Biological process (GO): CAAX-box protein processing
Cellular component (GO): membrane
Molecular function (GO): metalloendopeptidase activity
Source: RefSeq, a predicted model, not a curated record
UCACUCUAACAAUCUUUUUGCUUUGGUCGAAGUUUUUUUAAGAACAGGAAAAAAAGAUUAUUCAGUCAAACAAUUCAAAUGGUUUCGCAGAUAAUCUCGUGUUUAACUGAAUCUUCGUCUCUUUUCUGCCUCUCCGAUACCCGGAGUUUAAUUCUGCCGAAGACUUAUAACCGCUUCGGUUUGAGCCAGUUUUCUCCGGGAUUUGCUAGCCGCCGGUUAUCUAAUGUUAAUCGGAGGAAAUGGAGAUCUGCUUGCAUUUUCAACUCUGGGAAAGAACCUGGAGGAGACGAAAAGGGAGGUAGCUCAGAGUGGGCGAUACUUCAAAGAUGGGAAGUUCCAUGGGAAUGGCAGACAGUUUCGUUAACUUCGCUUGCUUGUGGAUUAAGUUUUGUUUUGACAGGAUUGACCGAGAUGUUGGCCAUACCGUUUUUAGGAAUCGACGUUGAGAAACUGAGCUUGGACGAAAAGGCGGAAAUUUUAUUCCUGGAUCAAGGCAUAACAACUGCAGUGGUACUUGCUGUCAUAUUCACUGUUGCCAAAACCUUCGAGCCACUUCCUGAAGACAUUUUGCGCUAUGGUACUUCACUCUUCUUCUUUUUUUUUUUAUUAUUGGGAUUGUCUUGCAAUGUUUGCUCGUUUAUUUGGCCUUUGACCUCUUCAGAUUUGAAACAACCCUUCAACCUGCAAAAAGGAUGGCUCGUGUGGGGUGGGAUCGGUCUGGCUGGUGCUGUUGGUGCCAUUGCGUUAACAGGUGUUGCUUUAUCAUUGUUCAAGACAGAGACACCCCAAAGAGAGGUAGACUCUUUGAUGAAGCUUUUACCAUUAAUUGGAUCCUCGAACAUAAGCACCAUAAGCUUGGUGGGCAUAACUGGAAUCCUUGCACCACUUCUUGAGGAGACCGUGUUUCGUGGAUUCUUCAUGGUGUCUCUUACCAAAUGGGUCCCGACCCCAAUAGCGAUCAUCAUCAGCUCAGCUGCUUUUGCCCUUGCCCACCUCACACCCGGUGAAUUCCCUCAGUUGUUUAUUCUAGGUUCGGUAUUGGGAUUAUCAUAUGCGCAAACCCGCAAUCUCAUUACCCCAAUGGUCAUUCACGGUUUUUGGAACUCAGGAGUUAUUUUGCUGCUCACUUUUCUUCAGAUCCAAGGGUAUGAUAUUAAGGAACUAUUGCAGGCAAACUAGCUUUGAGUUUUGCUCUUUGUUAUGUCCGCAAUCAACUUGAAAAAGCUUCACCAUGUUAGUAAGAUUUUUUCGAAAGAAUUCAAAUGUAUAAUUUGAGUUUUGGUCAAGUUAUAUAAUGUGAUACUCUUAGCCUUACUACAAGUUCAUGGUAGUAUUGUAUGAACGACAAUGAUAUAUAGAUGAUAUUUAUUUAUUAUUGUGGAAAAACAUUAGUAAUUCUAUUCAUAUAAU